Molecule: messenger RNA, 1824 nt
Organism: Penicillium paradoxum
Lineage: Eukaryota; Fungi; Ascomycota; Eurotiomycetes; Eurotiales; Aspergillaceae
Product: F-box protein
Exons: 2
Coding region: 1-1824 (607 amino acids)
Molecular function (GO): protein binding
Source: RefSeq, a predicted model, not a curated record
AUGGCCGUCAGCUUGCACAUGGCGGAUCCUCUCACCGUCCUGCCCCCAGAGAUCGUCCUCCAAAUCUUACAAUUUAGCCCCGUCUCCACUCUUGCUUCCCUGACCGCGACUUCUAAAGCCUGGCACCGAUUUAUCGACGUUACCCACCAAGACGCUAUUUAUACAUCUGAGAGCAAGACUGCUCAGCCACUUGGAGGUGUCCGCGAUUUCUCCUUCCUCUCCGAUACCCACAGCUUCGCCAAAUUAUUUGAAGGCACCGCAUCAUGGAAAGAUCUGUGCAAACGCCAGACACUGUUAGCCCGUAACUGGGCCGCGCAGCGUCCAGUCAGCCAUGAGUCCGUGGUGCAGGUCGGGAAUGACCCGGUUUGGCGAUUCCGGGCCGACUUUAAGCGUCGCUUUUUCAUUUCCACCUCCCAUGCUGGCGGGUUGAACGUCACUGAUAUGGACACGGGCCGUAUUCUUUGGCGACUUCCCUCGGUAGAUAGCGGGGGAGAAGGAGUUUGUCGACACGCACAUUUAGAGUAUCAGGAUGGAAUGGCCGUGUUCAACGAUGAAGGAGAUUCCGUUGAGGUCUGGCAGACAGACCAUGAAGGUGCGAAGCGUGGGGAGUUCCGGCGCAUCGCUACAUUGACCCAUGAUUGCCAAACUAGAGGGUUCCAGUUAUCCCACUGGACUCUCUGUGUUGUUUCUAACGAGGGUCAGGGCUUUGUCUACGAUAUGACACAGCGGCCUCCUAAGCGGAAGACGCACCUAAAAAUUGAAAGAGGGGGCAUUGGUCAUCUUGACCAAAGCGCGGACAUUGUGAUCUAUUCAAUGGGAGCGAAAGGCUAUUUUGCCUACAAUAAAGAAUCGGGUGCGUUUCUAGGCACAUUGAAGCCGUCUCAAGUGACAGAGAAAUAUCACAUCCCCCCUCCCCCGGCAUCUACUGCUUCUGGGGCUGCAGCUUUAGCUGGAGCCGCGCGACUUGGUCCAAUGCCACAAUCAUUUGCUCCUGGACCUUCCGGAAAGGAUUCUUUGAUACCAAUUCAAAUCGCUAGAGGUCCACUGCCACCACCGGAUGAGGCAGAUCACGUUCGGCAUGGGGAGGACGAAUGGGGAGCGGGAAUGUUGCAUGGCGACCUCUUUGUUGGCUUUUCCCGUGCGGGCCGUGUCUUCAUUUGCUCAGACUUCCGCAAGGCUCUCCGCGAUGAAGCUAGCCUCGCGGCGAAUAGUUCCAUUAUAGAAUGCGACUCAGACGGGUUGAGCUUUGACCUCGGGGGCUGGUUAUCAGUCCGCAAUCACCGUGUGAUGUUCGAGAUUCAAGAUCGGAUCUAUGUCGUUGCACUGGAUGAUGACAAUAGGGUUCAGAACGUGGAUAAUCCCACUCGUGCUUCGUACGCCUUGCUCACUAGUUCCGCUCCGCAGCUUGCUGUGCCAAUCAGUUAUAUGGCGUUGGCGGAUGAUGCUAUUAUGUCUACUUACACAACUCUUGGCUGGCGUGAUUCUAACAGUGCUGGUGGGGUACUUCCACCGCAUGGUGGAGGUAUCCCCAGAGUCUUCCCUACAAAAGUCAUACGUAUAGUCAGCCUGGCUCCUAAUCUCUCUGACGAGGCUUCUGGAUCCGAUGACACAACAGGCGAAGGACAAGCUAGCUCCGGCCCGAAUCUGCCAACUGAAGAUACAUGGCGCACACAAGCCGGGUUAUUACAACUACUCAGCAUGCUUGGAGACGAUGCAGACGUUGAUCAGAGCGAUGGUGAAGACGAGUGGGAGAGUAUGAAUGAAGAUGAGGAUGACUAUGACGAGCAUGAGCAUCAGCAACCACAUACGCAAGAGGGGGCUUGA